CACUGAAUAAAGAUGGACCGGCGGGGGGAAAGCGGCGGCCAGUGACGCAUCGAGUCAAUCUCAGGUGUGCUAAGGCCAAAGGUGUCAUGGAGGCGCUCCUGUGUCGCGUCUGGAAUCCGUCCCCAAUGGCUGCCAAUGGAGCGUGAACCGUCAGGUUUCCUCCGUCAGCAUCGAAGAUCGGGCUCGAACCAUGUAGCGGACACAGGUGAUCCGAGACAUUCCCGCAGCAGCCACUAUGGAAGUGCAGACCACCUCCCUGGUGUGGAUUUACGUUAACGUGACGGUCAACACUUCGGACGAGUUCAACUCCACUGAGAGCUCGGAGAAGUCUUACGCUAUCGGUCUCUUCCUGUCCUGCCUCUACACCAUCCUCCUCUUCCCCAUCGGAUUCAUAGGCAACAUCCUGAUCCUGGUGGUCAACUUGAACCACCGCGAGAAGAUGACCAUCCCCGACCUGUACUUCGUCAACCUGGCGGUGGCCGACCUGAUCUUGGUGGCCGACUCGCUCAUCGAGGUGUUCAACCUGAACGAGAAGUACUACGACUAUGCCGUGCUGUGCACCUUCAUGUCACUCUUCCUGCAGGUCAACAUGUACAGCAGCAUCUUCUUCCUCACGUGGAUGAGCUUCGACCGCUACGUGGCACUGGCCGGCUCGGUGGGCUGCAGCCCGCUGAGGACCAUGCGGCACGCCAAGCUCAGCUGCGGCCUCAUCUGGAUGGCGUCCAUUCUGGCCACGCUUCUGCCCUUCACCAUCGUGCAGACGCAGCACCGCGGUGAGCUCCACUUCUGUUUCGCCAACGUCUUCGAGAUCCAGUGGCUGGAGGUGACGAUCGGCUUCCUGCUGCCGUUCUCCGUCAUCGGCCUGUGCUACUCCCUGAUCGUACGGAUCCUCAUGCGGGCGCAGAAGCAUCGCGGGCUGUGGCCAAGGCGGCAGAAGGCAUUGCGGAUGAUCGUGGUGGUGGUGCUGGUCUUCUUCAUCUGCUGGCUGCCGGAGAACGUCUUCAUCAGCAUCCAGCUGCUGCAGGGCACCGCCGACCCGGCCCGCAGGACCACCGCCACGCUGUGGCACGACUACCCGCUGGCGGGCCACAUCGUCAACCUGGCCGCCUUCUCCAACAGCUGCCUCAACCCCAUCAUCUAUAGCUUUCUGGGGGAGACCUUCCGGGACAAGUUGAGGCUCUUUGUCAAGCAGAAGGCCAGCUGGUCAGCCGUCGGUCUCCAUUUGGGACCUCCGGUCAGGACUGAGGUGUCCGAGGUGUAAGGACAGAGUGUGAAACCAUAUCUGCACACCUUAUGAACAAAAACCCCAAAGACAGAACCCUGUACACCAAACUGUAAACCACUAAUCAUUCUAGCACUCAGCGAGAAUGUUCAUUGUUUUCUGGCUUGAUCCACAGGGGCUCAUGCUUUUCCUUAAAUGAUUUACUUGGAGGCAACACGGUGGAGAGGAAGUUAGAACGUUUGCCUCCGAGUUCUAACAUUUGUGUUUCAGCUCUGGGCUCUGGCCUUCCUGAAAGGGAUUUUGCAUGUUCUUCAUGUGCUUGUGUGGGUUCUCUCCGAGUACCUCAUCUUCCUCCCACAUACCACAAACAAAUUUAAAAGAUGCUAUAUUGUCCAUAGUCGUGUAUGUGAGUGUGAAUGUUUGUUUUGUCUAUAAAUC
This is a messenger RNA of Phyllopteryx taeniolatus (common seadragon), 1660 nucleotides long. It is a transcript of the gene gper1, whose product is annotated as G protein-coupled estrogen receptor 1. Lineage: Eukaryota; Metazoa; Chordata; Actinopteri; Syngnathiformes; Syngnathidae. Gene Ontology annotation, molecular function: G protein-coupled receptor activity; nuclear estrogen receptor activity. Gene Ontology annotation, cellular component: membrane. Gene Ontology annotation, biological process: cellular response to estradiol stimulus; G protein-coupled receptor signaling pathway. The coding region runs from base 236 to 1261 and encodes 341 amino acids. The transcript has a single exon. The record is from RefSeq and is a predicted model, not a curated record.